AUGAGCUCCUACAGAAGACCCUCCGAUAGUGAGGUUUACAGCGUGGGAGCUUGGCAGAAACUGAAGCUGCUCCUGUGGAAGAACUGGAUUCUUCAGAAAAAUCAAAAACUCCAGCUUCUGGUGGCACUGGUUGUCCCCAUACUAUUCAUAAGUGUCCUAGUGAUAAUGCGCGACAUCGUUCAGCCCACAAAAUGGGGGGAAAUUCGUUACGAACCCGUUCCCAUAGAGAACUUGUCGCUAUUUAUGAGAUGGGUUAAGAAGGGGAACAUGAUAUUGCUUGACAAUGGAACGCUGAAUAUGCCCCAGCCAUUUCUCUGCUUUACGCCGGACACUCAGGCAAAUGCUGCUAUUGUGGAAACUGCCAGAGUUAUCCUGUCUCUUAACGGUUCGCGUCCCUAUGAAAGUGCCAUGGAUAUGGAGAAGGACAUGAUGGAGUAUAACUUUAUGGCCGGUAUCGAGUUUGGAGAAAACAAUGGCGGAGCGAGGGACCCAACAUUUCCACUUAACCUCACCUACAGCCUGCGUUUUCCCAGUGAACUGCGAACGGCAUUUGGCGAACACUUAGUGACCUGGAAUACUCAUCAACUUUUCGAAAAAGUUGUCAAGGAAGGGCCACGCUUGGAUCGCCAUGAAGAGGAUUAUUACGCCAAGGAGGGAUUCCUACCUAUCCAGCACGCCCUUACCCUGUCCUGGCUAUCCCAAGCUUCAGGUCGAACUGAUCUCGAGUUUCCGAGCGUCCAGCUCCAAGUUUUUCCCUACAGAGCCCACACAACAGAUGAUCUGAUGAAAACCCUGCGUGAAAUACUGCCCUUAAUAAUCGUUUUGGCCUUCAUGUACCCUUGCUCGGUGGUGACCAGGCAUGUGGCCACCGAGAAGGAGCUGCAGCUGAAGGAGAUCAUGAAGAUGAUCGGUGUCGAGAAUUGGCUGCACUGGAUCGCCUGGUUCGUAAAGAACUACCUAAUGCUGAUCGUGAUCGUGGUGUUCAUCGUCGCUAUGUUCCAGAUAAAGGACACUAAAGAUAACCCAAUCUCACUCAUGCACAACUCCCACUGGCUGCCGAUUUUAAUGUUCCUGCACACCUAUGUCAUUGCCAGCAUAUGCUUCUGCUUCCUGCUGGCCGAGCUGUUCACCAAGGCCAGUACGGCGGCGGUAGUUACCUGUAUUUUGUGGUAUAUCACCCUUACCCCCUACGCGAUUGCCAGCUACUACUACGAUCGCCUCGGUCUCGUGGGGAAACUUACAAUAGCUUUUUUGUUUUCAAACUCGGCUUUGGGCUUUGGUUUUCACAUUAUAAUGGACUCUGAGGCCACUGGCAAAGGAACCACUAUGACCACCAUGUUCCGAACGGUCACUGAGGACGAUGAGAUCACCUUGUUCUAUGUAAUCCUGACGCUCACCGCGUCGGCGCUCAUGUACAUGGGCAUUUGCCUGUACGUGGAGCAGGUAUUCCCUGGAGAGUAUGGCAUCGCUCGCAAGUGGAACUUCCUAUUCAAGCGCCAGUUCUGGAGCGACAGUAGGUCUCAGGCUGCUACGAGGGAGAAGGCCGGAAGUUGCCAGACACAACGCCAUGUGGGCAUCCAUUUGAACAAUUUGCAGAAAAGCUAUGGAAAGUUUAAGGCUGUCAAGGGCCUGAACCUAAAGAUGUAUCGCGAUGAAAUCACAGUUUUACUCGGACAUAAUGGAGCCGGAAAGACCACCACAAUAAAUAUGUUGACGGGCAUAGUAGCACCCACAGCCGGAACGGCCUUGGUCAAUGGCUACGACAUCAGAACCCAAUUAACAAAGGCCCGCCAGUCGCUGGGCAUCUGUCCGCAGCACAAUGUCCUCUUCAUGAAGAUGAGUGUCCGGGAUCACAUAAUAUUCUUCAGCAAACUGAAGGGAGUCCGUGGCAAGGAGGCGGUCAACAAGGAGGUAAGCAAGUAUGUGGGUAUUCUGGGUCUGGAGGCCAAGGCUAAGGUGGCUGCCGAGAGGCUAUCUGGCGGCAUGAAGCGAAAGCUUUCUCUCUGCUGUGCCAUGUGCGGCAAUGCCAGGGUAGUGCUCUGCGAUGAGCCAAGUUCCGGCAUCGAUGCUGCCGGCCGAAAGGGCCUCUGGGAGCUGCUGCAGGCGGAGAAGAAGGGAAGGACUGUGCUUCUCACCACCCACUAUAUGGACGAGGCCGAUGUCCUGGGCGAUCGCAUAGCCAUCCUGUCCGAUGGCAAGCUUCAGUGCCAUGGCACCUCCUUUCAUCUGAAGAAACGCUAUGGAACGGGCUACCAGUUGGUCUGCACCAUGCUGAGUGACUGCAACGUGGAAGCCGUAACCCAGUUAAUAAAUCGUCACUUGCCGUACUUGAAACCGGAGAGGGAACUGGGCACUGAACUGGCAUAUCGAUUGCCCCACCACGAGACCAAGAAAUUCCCUGCCUUGCUGGCAGAUCUCGAAGAGAAUUAUGUCAGGCUAAAACUAAGUGGCUACGGGCUCAGUGUGGCCACCUUGGAGGAUGUCUUCAUGGAGGUCAACAGGGAGGAGACGGAGAACCGAUCCAAGGGAGGUCAGGAGGGCAAGAACGCAUCUCCUGACUUUCAGAGCCUGGUCUUUGAUACCAGAACGAGGGAGAAUCGGCGUUUCGUGCGUUACCUUAUGUGCCUUCAGGCUUUGAUGUUCAAAAAAGUUCAGAUAUCCUUUCGCAAUUACUGGAUGCUUCUAAUACCGAUCCUGCUGCCCGUGCUAAUACUGGUCUUGACCAUAUUGAACAAUUACGCCAGUCGCAUUUACCCUGACCAGCCGCCGAUGCAGAUAUCAGUUUUCCAGUACCGAUCGAGUUACGUGGUCCUGGAGGAUAAUUCCACCACCGAUGAAAUGAGUGCCCUGGGCGAGGCCUAUGCCAAGCAUAUGGAACUUUAUAAAAAGCGAAGUCAGUUGCUGACAACGGAUGGUGUCAGGUUUGGCAAUUUCAUAUUGGAUCUGGACGAGAGCUGGAACCACCGCUUGGACUACUCCUUUGUGGGGGGAGUGACAUUGGACAUAGAGAACACAACUGUCUGGGUGAAUAACAAGCCCCUGCACACGGCUCCCCUGAGCCUGAAUCUGCUGCAUAAUGCCAUGGCCCGGCAUUAUCUGGGCGAAGAGGCCGGCACGUAUGUGAUCAACAAGCCGUUGCCGUACAGCAAGGAUCCCAUAGUCAAGCAACUGAAGAAGGGUAGGAAAUUGGGCCCCGAAUUGGCCACCAAGUUGACAAUGAGCAUGUGCUUCGUGACCGCCUUCUUUGCCAUACCCAUUAUCAAGGAGCGGCGGGCGGGAGCGAAGCUCCUGCAAUUCCUGUCCGGCGUCGAUGCCUUCUCCUACUGGAUAACAAUUUUGCUGUGGGACUAUCUGAUAUUCAUGCUCUCAGCCCUGAUGGCCAUAUUAACAAUUGCCGCCUUCCAAGAGUCGGGCUAUGCGACGUUUGUCGAACUGGGACGAUAUUAUGCCGUAUUAUUGAUAUUUGGCUUGAGUGGCCUGUCGAUAAGUUAUGUUUUCGCGAUUUUCUUCACCGAUGCCGCCACGGGUUUCGUUCGUAUUGCAGUUUUUAAUUUGUUAACGGGAUGUGGUUUUUUACAAUUGUAUAUGACGGCUCAGAAGUAUAGUGAAUCUGGGAGUGGGAGCGUCAUCCCUUUGGUGUUUCCCCAUCUUGGCCUGGGUUAUGCCGCUAAAAACUUGUACUUGGGGCGCGACCUUCGACUCGAGUGUUUGAAAGAUCCCGAAAAUGCAUGUAUCAGAAUGAAAAUUUGCUGUAAUAUGCCAGGAUACUUUGCCUGGAAAGAUCCCGGAAUUUUGCAAUGGAUCGUGAUUACCUUAAUUGUGGGCAUACUUCUAUUUACAUUUCUAGUCGUUAACGAUGGCAAGCUGAUUGGGGUCAUUAUCAUGGCCUUUAAGAAAUUAUGCAAGUCAAAGAAAAAGCGAACAAGCGGUGGAUCUUCUGCGGAAAAUCACGAUAUAACAGAUGAACGAAUGUUUGUCAGAGAAAUGAUAAGUUCCAAACGAAAGGAUAUACCUCUGCUGGUGGAUAACAUCAGGAAGGAAUAUAAUAACAAACUGGCUGUCCAGGGCGUUUCGUUUCACGUGGCAAAUGCCGAAUGCUUUGGUCUCCUGGGAAUCAAUGGAGCGGGCAAGACCAGUGUCUUCAAGAUGCUGACUGGAGACACUGAAAUCACCUCUGGAGAUGCCUACAUUGAUGGUUUAAGUGUGUCCACACAAAUGAGGAAGGUACGCCCUAGGAUCGGCUAUUGUCCGCAAUUCGAUGCCCUGUUCGAGGACCUGACAGGACGACAAAACCUGCGCAUUUAUUGUCUAUUUAGGGGCAUCCAGCGUCGCUUUGUUUCAGAGAUAAGCAUGACCCUGGCCCUGGCCUUUGGCUUUCAGAAUCACCUGGAUAAGAAGACCAAGAACUACAGUGGCGGAAACAAAAGGAAACUCAGCACUGCCAUAGCCAUUAUAGGUAACCCAUCAGCGGUUUUCUUGGACGAACCCACCAGUGGCAUGGAUCCUGGCGCCCGGCGAAAUCUGUGGCGGAUAAUGGGUCUCAUUAGGACGGCGGGCAAGUCCCUGGUCCUCACCUCACACAGCAUGGACGAGUGCGAGGCGCUGUGCACGCGCCUGACCAUCAUGGUGGAUGGUGAGUUCAAGUGCUUGGGCUCAACUCAGAGUCUCAAGAAUCAGUAUGCAAAGGGCCUUAUAUUAAAGCUAAAAAUUAAGUCCAAAAAGAAAAUAUUUCAGAGAGUCAUACAGAAAUCAUCAUCGUCAUCCGCACAAGGUCUUGAAAGUGAAAUAUACACAGAAUUGGAUGAUAACUCAUCCAGAGUCAUCGAAGGAAUAAAAUCGAUGCCUGACAAAGGGUUUUCAAAUCGAAUGUUGGUAGUAAAUACCUUUAUAAUGAAACACAUUCCCGAGGCUCAACUGAAGGAUGAAUACAAUGGACUACUCUCCUACUAUAUACCCCACAAACAGAUGUUGCCUCAGGUUUUUACGCUCAUUGAGAGCAACCAGAAGAUUCUAUUUAUUGAAGAUUAUCUAAUAACGCAAAGGAGGCUAGAGGAAAUAUUCCUAGAUUUUGCCUUGAAUUGUGAACAUCGUGAGGCAGAUGUGGCUAAGAAAAAGUAG
This is a messenger RNA of Drosophila kikkawai, 5118 nucleotides long. Its product is annotated as phospholipid-transporting ATPase ABCA3-like. Gene Ontology annotation, cellular component: intracellular membrane-bounded organelle; membrane. Gene Ontology annotation, molecular function: lipid carrier activity; ABC-type transporter activity; ATP hydrolysis activity. The record is from RefSeq and is a predicted model, not a curated record. Lineage: Eukaryota; Metazoa; Arthropoda; Insecta; Diptera; Drosophilidae. Gene Ontology annotation, biological process: transmembrane transport; lipid transport.